Molecule: messenger RNA, 1524 nt
Organism: Balaenoptera musculus (blue whale)
Lineage: Eukaryota; Metazoa; Chordata; Mammalia; Artiodactyla; Balaenopteridae
Gene: KRCC1
Product: lysine rich coiled-coil 1
Source: RefSeq, a predicted model, not a curated record
GCGCGCCUCGCCGCUAUGGCGGCGGAGCUGUCCAGUCAGCCGCCGGCGACUUCCCCUCAGGAAGUCUGGUCUCCGCCUCCUGCUCUCACCCCGCUUGCUCGGCGGCGGAGGCAGCGGUGGCGGCAGCGGUUGUCCCUGCCUCUCCGCCUCCUCCACCUCGGCCUACCCACUGGCCGGCGGCGUUGGCGGGGAGGGGGACAGUAGUUGUAGACGGCCGCCCCUGCCUCAGAGAAGAUACCACGUUGAAUGAGCAAAGACUGAACUUUUUACAGAUACCUUUUGUAAAAGGCUUAUAAGGAAUAGUGCCAUAAUUUGAAUUGCAGUGGAUUUCACGUUAUGAGAGAAUCCCUUGUCAACCUAAUGAAGCAUUCAAAGAAGACAUCUGACUCUUUUCGAGAUGAACUUGCAGAUUACAUCAAACUGCAGAAAGCCAGAGGCUUAGAGCCAAAGACUUGUUUCAGAAAGAGGAGAGAGGAUUAUUUGGAAACCUGUGGAUACAAAGAAGAGGUUAAUUUUAGACCCAGGUGUAGAAUGUUUGAUCAAAGACUCCCUUAUGAACCCGUCCAGACCUACCGAAGAUCAUGCAAUAUUUCACCAGCAGUGGAGAAGCGGUUACCUCAGUGGCUACCAGCUCAUGACAGCAGGCUGAGACUAGACUCCCUGAGCUACUGUCAAUUCACCAGGGACUGUUUCUCAGGAAAACCAGUAGCCCUGAACUUUAGUCAACAAGAGUAUAGCUGUAGCUCAUACAGUGUAGAAUCUGGAGUUUACAGGCACCUCUCCUUAGAAAACAGUACCAGUGCCCAUCAAGCUAGUUAUAAACAGAUACACCAGAAGAGAAAAAGACACCCAGAGGAAGGCUGGGAAAAACCAGGAGAGGAGUGGCCCAAGCAUAAGAGGAAGAAAGCUUAUGAGGAAAUAGAUUUAGAACAACACAAGAGCAUCCAAAGAAACAAAACAGAGGUGGAAACAGUCAGAGUCAGUAGAAAGCUUAAGAACCGAAAGGGCAAGAAAAGCCAAGAUGUAGCCGCUAAGAAAGAGGAACGUAAGCGUAGAAAAGAGAAAAAGGAACAAGGGAAAGAAAGGACAGAAGAGGAUAUGCUUUGGGACCAGGCUAUCCUUGGAUUUUGAAGCUCUUGCAUUGGUUCUCCUGAGGUUAAACUGAAAAAAUAGUUGAGGAGCUUGGUUUUACGAUGUCCAUGUUCAUAUUGCUUUUUUCAUGUGAACAGGUACAAAGGCUAAGUGCACAGAAAACAUUUAGUGUACUUGCUCUCCAACAUGGAAAUUACUUUUCCUCUCUUCUAAAAUCAUUACUACAGUUUUCUUAUACAUAAUGUAAUUUCCCUUAAUGAGGGUGGCUCUGCUUUUAUUCAUCAAAUUGCUGUGAUGGUGGAAAUAUUUUUCCCUUGGGAGGUCAUUUAUUUUAAAUUGGAGGAUUAAUAGGCCUUACAAAGUCUAUUUCUUGAUUGGGUUUUAGUUUGGGGUGGGUAUUUUUAUAUUAGUUUUCUCUGUGAAGCAGUUUAG